UUUCGAAGAUUAUCUCAAAUCCUUAAUUAGAUAUUGUUGAUAAAUAUUUUAAUCCCAUUUGCCACCUAUUUAAGAAAGAAUCUUUGAUAAUUUCGUUAGAAGAUAUUGCCGACAAUGUUGGUCAGACUAGUGUUGGUAACAGUUUUAUUAGUUCAGUGUUUUGGUGCCGACCAUAACACAUAUAAAAACUGUAGCAGGAUUGAUUUUUGUGCUAAUUUGAGAACAAGAGAACCGUCAAACGACUAUUUGGUAGACCCAGAUAGUAUUACUACUGAUGGAAACACACUUACUGCAACUCUCAAAUCUAAUAAUGAUGGUACCGAUUUGGUCCUCACUCUUUCCGGCCUUGAAGAAGAUACUUUUAGGUUAAAAAUAAAAGAAGUUGAUUCAGGACGAUACGAACUCGUCGAUGUUCUCGAUGGAGAACCAAAACCAACAGAGUAA
Tribolium madens (black flour beetle) is the source of this 444-nucleotide messenger RNA. RefSeq lists its product as uncharacterized. The coding region runs from base 115 to 444 and encodes 109 amino acids. Lineage: Eukaryota; Metazoa; Arthropoda; Insecta; Coleoptera; Tenebrionidae. The record is from RefSeq and is a predicted model, not a curated record. The transcript has 3 exons.